Lasiodiplodia theobromae is the source of this 3690-nucleotide messenger RNA. RefSeq names its product Nuclear cohesin complex subunit. Gene Ontology annotation, biological process: sister chromatid cohesion. Gene Ontology annotation, cellular component: chromatin; nucleus; cohesin complex. Gene Ontology annotation, molecular function: chromatin binding. Lineage: Eukaryota; Fungi; Ascomycota; Dothideomycetes; Botryosphaeriales; Botryosphaeriaceae. The record is from RefSeq and is a predicted model, not a curated record. The transcript has 4 exons. Bases 1 to 3690 code for a protein of 1229 amino acids.
AUGCCCGCGCGCCUGUCCAGCAUGGAACCUGCGUCGCCCGAUGCCGACGCGCAGCAAACGCGCUCCUCCCCCGCCGACAACACCGAGACCACCGCGACCACGCGCCGCAAAUCCGGACGCGUGACCAGGAAGCCCGAGACCAUCUACUCGUCCGCGGCCACGCCCGCGACGAAGCGCAAACGUGGCGCCGACCGCCAGGCCGAUGCAAGCGACGAUGACGACCCGGAAGACGACGACGAGGAUGACGAGGAUGAGAGCAGCGAGAGCGACGCCGAUGACGAGGAGCUGCGCGACAAACGGCGCAAGAAGAAACGCCAGUCCGCCGCCAAGGCGAAGGCGACGCCUCAACGGAAGCCGGCCGCGAAGAAGAGCAAGCCCAAUGGCGACACGUUGAGCUUGGCCAUCCGCCCGGCGGCGAAGACGAAGAAGCCGCGCAAGCCUCGCCCGAGCAAGGUCGCGGCGGCCGAGGAGGUCGGCGGUCUUUACGGUGAGGUGUUUGCUGGCAACCAGAGCCUGAAUGAUGUCGCAGCGAAGUGGGUCCAGAGAUUCAGCGAGAAAAAUGCGGAAGAAAUGGCCGAGCUUGUCAACUUCGUCUUGAAGUCGUCAGGCUGUGACCUGAAGAUUGAGGUGCACGAUGUUCAGGACCCGGAUAGCGUGCCCAGCAAGCUUGGGGAUAUACAAGAGGAGUAUCAAGCACAAGACAUCGUUGAAUAUCCUUUGAUUCAAAAGGGCAAAGGGUCGGCGAACUUUCGUCAUAACCUGAUCGACUUCUUCACAGCUCUUAUCGAGACCCUCGCCGAGUCCGAACUCCUCUGGACGGAUCCCACCAUCAUUGAAAACAUUGACCUCUGGGUUAACACCAUGUCUUCAGCCAAUAGCCUUGGAGGAAAGCUCAUUGAGGCCAAUGCGAAGGCGAUGAGGCUGAAAGAGACAGAGGCUAAAAAGUCUGGCAAGAACAAGGCGAGAUUAGCCGAGAUGGAUAAAAAGAUUGAGGCAGACAAUGAAAGGUUGGAGUUGCUAAACAGUAUGAUCAAGAACUCCUUCGACGAGGUGUUCAUUCACAGAUACCGCGAUGUCGAUCCAAGGAUACGAGCCGAAUGUGUCACUGGACUCGGCAACUGGAUCAUAACCUAUCCCGACAAUUUCUUCGAUGGCCAACACCUCAGGUAUCUUGGAUGGGUUCUCUCCGACGCCCACGCACCUACCAGGUUGGAGGUUGUGAAGCAGCUGCAGAGGCUAUUUGAAGAUACUGACAAGCUUGGUGGGCUGAGGACAUUUACGGAGAGAUUCCGCUCACGAAUCGUGGAGAUGGCAACACAGGAUGCGGACGCCCAUGUCCGUGCCGCCAGUGUGGACCUUCUCGACCUUCUUCGCCAAGCUGGCUUGAUUGAACCGGACGACGUGGAUUCUGUGGGAAGGCUCAUAUUCGAUGCUGAUCCCCGUGUGCGAAAAGCUGUUGUCGAAUUCUUUUCCGAAAACAUCGCCGAGAUCACUGAACAGAGGAUCGAUGAACUCGGUGGUAAGGAAGCACUGGAUGAAGCAUUGGAAGGAGAUGAAGAUUACGAAAACCCCAGGCUGGAGUGGCUCAAGCUGAAGUCCUUGGUGGAAUCGUUGUCCGCGUACGAUGAUGAGGGUCAAUCCCUGCCUAGCCAGAUUGAGCGGGUGCCCAUGUCGAAUAGCUACAUGCUGGUCGCAGGCGGCAUGGAAUCACGAAUUUGCGUGGCUGCGGAGGCGCUGUACGAUGAAAUCCCUGAGAUCCAGGAAUGGGAGGUGAUAGCUGGCUAUCUUCUCUUCGACCACUCGCAAUCUACGGCAGGCGCCCAGCAGAACGGCGCGGCAGACGACCCUGAGACUCUGCUGAAAGAGGAAUGCAAGCUGAACGAGAAGGAAGAGAUUAUCCUCUUGGACAUUCUCAAUGCAUCCGUAAAGCUCAAGCUCACGCGCGCCGUGGAAGCCGGAAAGGAUAAGAAGAAGAACAAGCGCGAAAAGCAAGAAUUGGAAGAAGAACAAGAUGUUGCCGCACGUCAUCUUGCUACUCUCAUCCCUCGUCUUCUAAACAAGUUCGGCGCUGUGCCUGAUGCUGCCUCCGCAGUACUGCGCCUGGAGCAUGUUCUGAACCUGGAUGUGUUCCAGGAGCUCCGUCAGGAUUCAACUACCUACUCAAAAUUGCUGGACGACAUCAACAAGCAAUUCUUGAGCCAUGGCAGCGAAGCUGUACUCGUAGAAGCAAGCCGCGCGCUGCUGCAUGCUAAGAGUUAUGAGGAGCUGAGCGAGAUUACAGAGGGCAAGUUGCAAGCUCUUUGGGAAGACACAGUUACGGCAUUACACGCUUUAAAGAAGGGUAAGGGUCUGAUGAUGCGCGGAAACCUCAGCGCAAAUGUGCUGUCUGCUAUCUCCAACACCGUGCUUCGUAUAUCGAAACUGGCCAGCAUAUCCGAUUGUACUGAGCCUUUGGAAGCACCUCCUCCAGCAGUCACGGCGAAGAAACAGAGAAGCAGGAAGAGCCAAGAUGCAAACCCGGCUGAAAACGCCAUUGCCAUCCUUACCGAGCUUCUUCAUCGUGGUGUCCCCAACUCUUCAACAGACACCUCGCUUUCCGCAUUGGAAGACGCUGUGGUUGCAAAUUCUGCUCGUUCCCUGCUGUUUUACUUCAUGUGGAAGGUCCGCUCGUGGGAGCAGUCGAUCAUCACCACUGGCACUGUGCCACCGGAGGACGUUGAGGCAAUUGCAGAGCGCCGCGACGGCUGCGUCGCCGCGCUCGAAGAGGUCAUCCGCAAGCGCCAGGGCGCCGAUGAGUUGCGUCUGGCAGCGGCAGGCGUGCUGCUGGACCUCAGCACACUCUUCACCACGCUCCGCGAUGCACAAGCCAAGCGCGACGCGAAGCGCAAUCGCGAUAAAGCCGCCGCAGCCACCAACGGCAACGCUGCUGCAGAUAUGGAAGUCGACGAAGAUGAAUCCCAGGACGACUUCAUGGCGCUGCUUCUCGAACUCAGCACGGACACUCAAAAGGCACUGCUCCAGCUCCUCGCCGCCGCGGAGAAGCACUUUGCCAAGAAAUCGCACCGUAAUAUCGACGUCGCCGACGAUGACGAUCCCAUCGACGUUGACGACGAUCCGGAGAGCUCAGACGAGGAGGAGGACGCGGAAGACGAGGAAGGCGCUAACGGAGCGACGAACACUCAGGAGGUUUUGUUCGCGGAGCAGCGCCUCUGCGAGCUGGCGUCCAAACUCGUGCUCGCCAUUCUCGGCGGCGUAGUCGACGGACCUGGCGACGACGAAGACGAGGAAGAGGCGGAUAGAGACGACAGCGGCCCCGGCCCCGUGCGUAGGCGCCUCGAGCGCAACAAGAACAAGCUUGGGCCGAACUUCAAGGAGGUGCUGGCGUACCUGGACGCCGGGGCGGAGAAGGGACCGAAGAAGGGGAGGGGUGCGAGGGCGAAGAAUAGGAGCGUCAGCGCGCCCCCGAACCAGCAGAAGAGUGGUGGCGGUAAGAAGAGCGAGAAGAGCAACGAGUUUGUGGGAGACGACACGGAUGAGGAAGAUGAGGAGGAGCACCAUGACGAGGAAGAGGAAUUGAGGAGGGAGGGCCUGGUUGAGGAUCCGGACCAGGAGAUGGAGGAUGAGGGUGAGAAGGAAGGUGAUGGCAACACAGCGCAGGAGGCGGAGGAGGAGAGUGUGAUUGGCGACUGA